GGCUCAGAGCCAAGUUCUGCUUCUGUAAGAGGCGGCCUCACUUCUCUUUUGCACCCCAAGCCAGGGUGCAAAGACCACCCCAGAGAGUCGGGUGGAAGACAACAGGACUCAGGGCUUGUCUGCAUGGCCCAGGGAGUGCUCUACACUGACCUGAGGUUUGCCAAAGGGCCAGGGGGCCGUGGCACAGCCAACCAGGCUCUGGAGGCAGCCCUGGGGAUGGAUGAGGCUGAGAGUCCCCACGAGAACAUAACACCAGAGCUGAUGCCUGUGGGGACUGCAGGGGAAGGGGCCCAGCACAGUCCAGGGUGCUGUUCCCGCAGGCGCUGUGUCCCUGCGGGGCUACUGGCUGUCAAUCUACUGCUGCUGGUGGCCGCCAUGGUGCUAGGAGCCUGCUACUGGAAGGUGACUCGCCAACUACAGGACACAUCCCUGGAGCAGGUGGCCGAGCGCGGCCGCUUCUCACAGGAGGUGCGGAUGCGGGACCAGAGCCUGGAGCAGAUGCGGCAGGAGCUGGCACAAGUGCAAGAGGAGCUGCAGCAAGCAUGGAAACUGGGCAACAACAGCCAGCUGGAGCUGGGCAGGUGGGAGGCCGAGCUGGCGCAUGUCUCAGGGGCCCUGGCUGCAACCCAGAAGGAGCUGAACAGCGUGCAGGGAAGGCUGAACGCUAGUGAGAGCACCGUGACCCUGCUGCGCUCCUGCACGGCUAUAGACUGCUGCCCCUCAGGCUGGCUGCUGUACCGGGGAAAGUGCCUCUUCAUCUCAACAGAUAAGAAGACAUGGGAUGACAGCAGAGCAGAGUGUGAGGAGAAGUACUCUCAGCUCCUGAUCACCAAAUCCUGGAGUCGCUGGACUGUGCCGAGCUUCCUGAAGAAUGCGGACGUCGCGUACUGGAUUGGGCUGCAGAAGAGCAGGUACCCUUGGUACGAAUAUGACUGGCUGGAGGAAGGAGAACCAGACGGUGAAGGGCUGACGGACGCCUGGUUCUGGGUGGACGGCUCGCUUUAUGAGAGACCCUGGCAGCCGAAGUCCAACGGGUCAUGUGCCGUCAUCAGUCGUGGGAACAUCAAACCGGCGCCGUGUGAGGGGCCAGACGACCUGCACCUCUGGAUCUGUGAGAAGGCAGCAGGGCCCAGCUCCCCGUUCAUAGGAUGAGAGCAGUGACACGGCCAGCUCACCCCAUGCGCCCGCACCCUCUCUGCUUCAGCUUUCAUGCAGCACAGGAGCCCAAGAAUGGAGCUACUGCUGGCGUUGGCAUUUGGGUGUUAUUGCUUAUUAGAGAGUAGAGCAGUGACCUUUAGGAUGGCAUAAUUUGGCUAUGCACUUCCAAAGCAGCAUCCUGCGCCAGACACUUUGCAAGACAAGUCAUUGGGAAUUUAAAUAGCUGCCAUGCACGUGCAGAAUAGCCCCGAUUUAUGUUCAGCCUGGCGAGAGCAGAGGAAGUUGUGUUCUAUUACGGGGUUGCGCGUGCCAUAUUUAGUUGAUUAAUUGGUAUGUAAAUCUCUUUGCUUGAAGAGCACAAGCUGUUAAAGGCAUUUUAGAGGUGCACGUGUCGCUCCACAUUGUCCGCUGGUUGACCUCAUACUGUAACAAAUAAAGAGACAAAGCUUGUCUCCUGCUUGCUUUCUUCUUUACUGCUAAGACAGAUUCCACAGUGCAAAUCCAAUUAUCAUAGAAUCAUAGAAUCAUUAAGGAUGGAAAAAACCACUAAGGUCAUCUCACACAAAUGUCAGCCCAUCUUCACCUGCCUACUGAAUAUGUCAAAAAACUACCAUACCAUAAAUUGGAAUUGCCCAAACCACAAACUGGAAUUUCUCCAAAGCUGAGUCAACUGAGUUGGCCACUUCAGUGACACUGAACCAAACUUGCCCCAGUGGCAC
Molecule: messenger RNA, 1877 nt
Organism: Meleagris gallopavo (turkey)
Lineage: Eukaryota; Metazoa; Chordata; Aves; Galliformes; Phasianidae
Product: C-type lectin domain family 12 member B
Cellular component (GO): plasma membrane
Molecular function (GO): transmembrane signaling receptor activity
Source: RefSeq, a predicted model, not a curated record